AUGACGUACGGGUACCCUACCACAGCCAUCGCUGACGGAGCCAGGCAGAUGGAAUGCCCAAUGCGGGUUCUUCCUGACAGUCCUGUCGAUCCCGACCUGUUUAGCAGCGAACCCGGGUCCGGCGACGGGAGCUCAUCGGCAGCCUCUACCUACCGCUGUCCUGUGGGAUGGGACCCUGCGUUGAUUGAAACAUCUUCUACUAAACGUACGCAAGCUACCAAGCGUGGUUUUUUUACCCCGAGAGGGAUAAGAAAGGGGCCCGAAUAUAACUACGAGUUCGUCAGAGACAACAGCGGCCAUGUAGCUCCAGCCAUGGCUCUCAAAGACCUUCCCAGACGACCAUUUAACCCGUACACUGAGCCAUGGGGUCAAUAUCAGGUGCCUUAUCAGCCAUGGUCGCCUGGUUAUUCUACUCCUGGAGGGUUUGAACGCCCACGUGGCUAUCUCGGCAUACCUUUUAGGACCGCGGAGGAAGAAGCUGAGGAUUCUUCGCUAAAGGGCGAGCCUUUUAAGUCUGCCGGGGAAGCAGAAAACAAGGCAUCAGCAGAGAAGGAGGGGGAGAACACGACAACAAAACAGAAGCAGCCGCCCGCCAUGGCUACUUCUACUGUGGAGGUGGAAAACACUUCCUCUACCCCUACCUCCAAUUCUGGUGGCAAUUUCGACGAUACCAUCACCAGGGCCAGAGCUUCACUGGCGCUGUCAGCUAUACUGGCAACAGCAAAAAUAAACACAACGACCGAAACGGAUUCAACCAGGCCAGCGGAUGCAACGGGUGUAACUCCGUGGCAGAGAAGCACAACCCCUCCAUGUCCCCAAAAGAAGCCAAUCCGCAAACCAGAAGAUGACCCGCGCGAACAAGCAAAGACCACAAUCCAACAUGGCUUCGACCACAGACGCCACGAGAAGACACAAGCAUGUCAGAAGUGGAAGGAGGAGUUAAAAGAUCUAGGAUUGGAUGAACUAAAGGAUGUGGUGAACAAAGAAGUGGAGAAGUUGUUGGGUCUUACAACGCUCGUAGACGACGUUAGGAAGGCGCGUCUGGAUCACAAGUAA
Neurospora tetraspora is the source of this 1056-nucleotide messenger RNA. RefSeq lists its product as uncharacterized. The record is from RefSeq and is a predicted model, not a curated record. NCBI's taxonomy places the organism in Eukaryota, Fungi, Ascomycota, Sordariomycetes, Sordariales, Sordariaceae. The coding region runs from base 1 to 1056 and encodes 351 amino acids. The transcript has a single exon.